Molecule: messenger RNA, 5910 nt
Organism: Nerophis ophidion (straightnose pipefish)
Lineage: Eukaryota; Metazoa; Chordata; Actinopteri; Syngnathiformes; Syngnathidae
Product: axin-2-like
Biological process (GO): negative regulation of canonical Wnt signaling pathway
Source: RefSeq, a predicted model, not a curated record
UCUGUCUAUGUAUGUGUGUCUGCGCGUACAUCUGGCUCGGAUGGGAGAGAGGGGGAAAAAAAAGUAACAUUUCUAGGUCGGCGCGUUUCCUAUAGCUGGGGGAAAAAAGUGGGAUGUAUUCCACAACUGGAGCCUCCUCCUCUUCGUUUAUUUCCUUCAGAUUCUGACACCCCAGAGAGCUGCAGAGGGACUGAGCCUGCCUGCCCAGAAGUCAGUUGUCGAACAGAGCCCGACGCAUGUGGUUCAGUUUGUUUCUGGACUACUAUCUAAAGAGUGGACGACUGCAAUCGGAUUUUUUCUGAAAAUGGAAUAAAAGUUGAAUUGGUCAGAACCUGUGAUGUGUGAAAAAGAGCUGAGAAGCUCCCCGCUGCUUUUAGAGAGUGAGGAGGAUUAAACCGGAGCUCAGCGGAGAGGCACCGAGGCACUCUCACACGGUCAACCGGAGCCGGAGCCAUGAGCAGGGUGCUGACUGAGCACAUCGGCAGCAGCUUCUGCGAAGAUGCGCCUCGUCCUCCGGUGCCGGGGGAGGAAGGAGAGUCGUCACGUUACAUCUACAGCAGGUCUGGAAAAAUGAAAGCUCUUAAGGUGAACGAUAUCCCGGCCACUGCUGCGCUCCCUGGUUCCACACUGCGGAGGAAUGAGGACGGAUUAGGGGAGCCGGAAGGAAGUGCGUCCCCGGACUCGCCGCUUAUCCGGUGGACAAAGUCUUUGCAUUUUCUUCUCGGCGAUCAGGAUGGUGCUCACCUAUUCAGGACCUUUUUGGAGCAGGAUAAUUGUGUGGACACAUUGGACUUUUGGUUUGCCUGCAACGGCUUCAGGCAAAUGGACUUAAAGGAAAGCAAAACACUGCGGGUUGCCAAAGUUAUUUUCAAAAGGUACAUUGAGAACAACGGCGUCGUUGCCAAGCAGCUCAAACCCGCUACCAAGACCUUCAUAAGGGAUAGCAUUAAAAAGCAACAAAUAGACUCUGCCAUGUUCGACCAGGCACAGACGGAGAUCCAAUCCAACAUGGAAGAGAGCGCUUACCAAAUGUUCCUGACUUCUGACAUAUACAACGAAUAUGUGCGCACCGGCUGCGAGAAUGCAGCUUACAUGAGUAACAGCGCUUUGGGUAACCUCAAGCUUAUGUGUGGAUACCUUCCUCCUCUUAUGGAGGAAGAGGAGUGGGGCUGUCAUGACUUGAAGGCAACAGCUUUAGCUUCGGUUAUCGGAUUGUCCGCAACAUCCCUGAGGGCAACUGCCACCAUCCGGACAGCGGCUGAAGUCCUUAAGAACAGUUGCAGGGCGCACCGUCCAGGAGACAAUGCCAGGCCGUAUUUUGUCAACUCUGGCUACAUUUGCCCUGCCACCAGUGCCAAUGAUAGUGAGAUCAGUGAUGCCACCACGGAUGAUUCUCUGUCCAUGACAGACAGUAGUGUAGAGGGAAUACCUCCCUAUAAGCUGAGCUCCAAGAAGAAUAUCCAACGGGAGAUGAAUCGCAGUGUCAAGAUCAAUGGACAGGUUACACUUCCCCACUUUCCUAGGACACACCGUCUGCCCAAGGAGAUGACCCCUGUUGAGCCCUCCGCAUUUGCUGCCCAACUCAUAGUGCGGCUUGAGAAGCUAAAGCAAGAGCAGGAAAGAAUGAGCUCAUUGGCAGAGAGGCUUCAGCAUAUCCAAGAGGGAGAGGAAAGCAACACCUCCCAUCACGCUCUUCUUCCAUCCGGCAGCCAAUGUGAGGAAGACCCCCAGGCUAUUCUAGAUGACCACCUAUCCCGGGUCCUGAAGACACCUGGCUGCCAGUCACCUAGUUUGGUUCGGCACUCGCCACGCUCACGAUCCCCAGAACGGACAAGUGCCUUGUUCUCUUCAGGCCAUGCGUCCUUUGAUGCUUGCCCUGGAACCGCCAAAGUUAUAAUGUCUGGCCGGCCGUCUACGAAACUCGCUCAUCACCACUUUAUCCACCAUUAUCAUGCUGGGCCAAAGACCAAGGAGCAGACUGAGGUUGAAGCAGCUCAGCAUGUGCAAUGCCUCUGCCCUUUAAGAGACAUCAAUUACUCCGACUUCAGCCAUGUCACCCCUAAAAAACGACAAGUCAAAUCUUCCACUGAGGGUUGGUCUUCACCAUACUUUCCUCUUGAUGCCACCUACCGAUCUCAGAAUGUUUGGCAGUGGAUUCUGGAGAGUGAGAGGCAGGGCAAACACAAGGCCCACAGCUCCUCUGGUCUUAAAAAGCCCAAACCUCUUGAAUCCAAGGUGCUGCCUGGGCGAACUCACUCGUUAUGGGGUGGAGGUGGCAUUGAUUCUGGCAUUUAUCUCCGUGGGCACCACCCUGGCCAUCCGUUUAUUCAGGACCCGGCCAUUCCACCUCUACCGCCGCCCAACACCCUAGCACAGCUUGAAGAGGCUUGUCGUAGACUGAAGGAGGUCUCCAAGCCACCAAAACAGAGGUAGGUCUCAGCUCCCGUUGAAUGUGGCCACUCUGAUUUUCAUGUGCAAACACAUGAAUUUUUGUAUUUUAUUGGAAAUUCCUUUAGCCUCAGAGACAGGAGCCAUCCGGUCACUGCCAUCCCUGCUGGAGGUAGCUCUGAAGCCACUUCUGGACUCCAGUCAGACGAGUCAAAGGAGCUAAUGAUCACCUACUUCUUCUGUGGUGAGGAGAUUCCUUACCGAAGUGCAAUGAAGAUCCACUGCCUCACCUUGGGACACUUUAAAGAACAGCUUAGCAAGAAAGGCAACUACCGGUACUACUUUAAGAAAGCCAGCAAUGAGUUCGAGUGCGGGGCCGUGUUCGAGGAGGUGUGGGAGGACGCCUCAGUCUUGCCCAUGUACGAGGGAAAGGUCCUGGGAAAGGUUGAGAGGAUCGACUGAAAGAAACAAAAAAAACCAGACCCCAUCGAAAGCAGAAUCCCAAAAACUUGAGCAAGAGACUUUGUAAAUGACCUUUUUUUUUAUUUUUUAAAGUAAAUUAUUCAUACUAAGCUAAAAAGAGUUAAUAUAUCACGCACAACAUGUGACUGAAGGAAUAGAAGCUAAUGAAGACUGCCUAACCGUCCCUUCCGGAUUUUUCUCAACCAGUCAGCCUUAGAAAUACACGAGGGAACGACACAAAGGACUUUUAACGGAACAAUCUGAGGACGAUCUGCGCCGCUUUUUUGGAAUAUCAUGGAUGUAAUGUGAUGAGGGACUGUGACGCGUUCACUCUGACUCCCGGGUUCGAGUGCUGAGAAGGAACAGGAGGACUCCAUGCGGCAUUUCUGUUCAUCGCCAGAAAAUGUUUAUACGUGUUUACAUACUUGAUGUACAGUCAUGGUCAUAGGUUUACAUACACUUGUAAAGAACAAAAUGUCAUGGAUGUUUUGAGUUUCCUAUCAUUCCAACAACUCUUUAUUUUUUUGUGAUAGAGUGAUGGGAGCACAUACAAAAAACAUUCAUGAAGUUUGGUUCUUUUAUAAAUUAUUAUGGGUCUACUGAAAAUGUGACCAAAUCUCCUGGGUCAAAAGUGUACAUGCAGCAAUGUUAAUAUUUGCUUACAUGUCCCUUGGCAAGUUUCUGGUGGAAUUUUUGACCACUCCCCUUGACAAAAUUGGUGCAGUUCACCUGUCACACGUGGACAAAUAUAAGACUUUCUGGAGGAAAGUUCUGUGGUAAGAUGAAAAAAAAAAAGAGCUGUUUGGCUUCAAUGCCCAGCAAUAUGUUUGGAGGACAAAAAGUGAGGCCUUUGAUGCCAGGAACAACAUGUCCACCGUCAAACAUGGUGGUGGCAUACUUGCCAAUCUUGAGACCUUCGAAUUCGGGAGAUGGGGGGUCGUUGCAAGGGGUUCUGUGUAUUUGUUCUGUUGUGUUUAUGUUGUGUUACGGUGUGGAUGUUCUCCCAAAAUGUGUUUGUCAUUCUUGUUUGGUGUGGGUUCACAGUGUGGCGCAUGUUUGUAACAGUGUUAGAGUUGCUUAUACGGCCACCCUCAGUGUGACAUGUAUGGCGGUUGACCAAGUAUGCUUGCAUUCACUUGUGUGUGUAUGUGAAAAGUAUGGAGGAAAAGCGGACUUGACGGCAGGCUGUCCUCAGGUAAGCAUGCAGACCUGAAUGAGGACAGCAUGCAGCUGUUAAGGGGUGAAGGUUUCAGGUGAGGCUGGACGCUAAAGGCGGUGACUUAAAAGCACGCCCCCAAGUCAGAUUUUAGAACAGCUAAAGUGUGAGCCUUUUACAUAGACCUUGAAUUUGGAAUGUGGGAAUGAAGCCGUAAAAAUCUGUUAUCUCAACGGUCCGAGGGAGAGGGGAGUGUGAGGAAGGAGGGAGAAACUGCCAUUUUUAGUUUAGAUCAAUUUGGACCGUGCCUUUGAAAUGUUGUAUCUAGAUUGAUCUCCCUAAGCGCUUUGGUUACAAAAUAUCGAAAUGAGCAAACUCUGUCUCUGAUUGAUUUAAAACCAGCUUAUGUGUCAUAAAAGAACCUGGGGGCAUUGAUCGAAGGAAAAAUGGGUAAAAAAUGCAACAGUGGAAAUAGGGAGAAAUUCGGGAAAAUGGUUCCCCCUGGGAGAUUUUCGGGAGGGGCACUGAAAUUCGUGAGCCUCCCGGGAAACGCGGUUAGGUUGGCAAGUAUGGGUGGUGGUAGUGCUCUGGGCCUAUUUUGCUGCCAAUGGAACUGGUGCUUUAAAUGUGACAAUGAAAAAGGAGGGUUACCUCCGAAUUCUUCAGGACAAGCUAAAACCAUCAGCCCGGAGGUUGGGUCUUAGGUGCAGUUGGGUGUUUCAACAGGACAAUGACGCCAAACACACAUCAAAAGUGGUGAAGGAAUGGCUAUAUCAGGCUAGAAUUAAGGUUUUAAAAUGGCCUUCCCAAAGUCUUGACUUAAAAGUGUGGACAAUGCUGAAGAAACAAGUCCAUGUCAGAAAACCAACACAUUUAGCGGAACCGCACCAAUUUUGUCCAGGGGAGUGGUCAAAAAUUCAAGCUGAAGCUUGUGGAUGUCAACCAAAAGCUCCUUAUUGCAGUGAAAUUUGCCAAGGGACAUGUAAACAAUAAAAUACAUUGCUUUAUGUAUACUUUUGACCCAGCAGAUUUGGUCAUAUUUUCCUAGACCCUUAAUAAAUUCAUAAAAGAACCAAACUUUUGAAAGUUUUUUUAUGACCAACAAGUAUGUUCUCCAUUCACUCUAUCACAAAAAAAUAUGAGUUGUAGAAAUGAUUGGAAACUCAAGACAGCCAUGACAUUAUGUUCUUUACAAGUGUAUGUAAACUUUUGACCACGACUAUAUAUAUUAGUGCUGUCAAUGGAUACAUUUUGUUUAUUUUUUAUAAUAUAAAUUAUACAUUUGAAUUAGUCACAGUCGUUCCAAAAACUUUGCUAAAAGGUGCCUUAACAGGUAAUUACUCGCAUGCAUAAAUUGAAGUCAUUUUAAAAAAAGGACCCAAUAUUUGGAGACAAAUGUGGAUGCAAUUUUAAAAUAUCAGAAUGUCAUACAAGAACAUUUUUAAAUGUUUUACUUGAAUGUUGAAAUCAUUUAUCUUCUCACAAUUACUUUUUUUGCAUACACCAGUCAGUUUCCACAAGCAUCUUUACACUGAUGUAUGACUGACCUCACCACUGACCGUAUAAAAGCCCUCAGCCUUUCAGGUCACCAUCCACGGUUAUUUUAAAAGAGCACGUACAAUACAAGUACAUUUUGCGAUUAAUCUGCAUACAUACAUAAUUACAGAUAUUUUUGAGAUUAAUCACAUAAAUUUAUUUUUGACAGCACUAAUAUAUAUAGUUGAGGUGGAUCGGAAUAUAUGUUAGGUCAGGAAAAAACACAGAGUCUAUUUUAUCCCUACAAGCCUGUUUUGCAGGUUUCCCUGCUCUUCAGGGGUUCCUUGGUCUUCAGAUGUUUUUUUACAAAUAUUUUAAAAAAUCCCCUGAAGAGCAGGGAAACCUGAGAAAUAGGCUUCCUUGCUCUU